UUUGAUGAAAGAUUUGAAAAAGAUACAAAAUUUAAGAAAUGGGUAUGUGAAAAAGGAAAAAAAAUUGUUGUUAAUUGGGAGAAAGAAGAAGAAUUUGGGUGGGAAUGAGUGCGAGUAUUGUGGUAGCUGAAGCUGUGUGGAAGCAGAUCGAGUCCACUCGAUUAGUGACUGAUGAUCAGCUUUCAAUCUUGCAUUUCUUGUUUGGCAAGAACUUCGAGCGAGCUACUCGAAUUGUUGAUCAAAGAGGGGUCAAGAAAAUUUCAGGCCACCCAAGCACACGAUCUAUCUUUCAGCUCGCAAUCAAGGGAAGCAUUGGGAAUGAGUACAAAAGAUUAUGGUUGUGGGAGAAUCUCGAAGGAAAGAGGAGUAUCUCUGUUUCCCAGAAAACUUUUGUGCCUGUUAUUCCUUCUUCUAUGACAUUGUGAACAGAGGAGAACAACUUUGUUGCAAGCAUCAAUUAGCUGCAAGGCUUGCUGCUUCAGUGGGGGCUUGCAUUGAAGUUAAAGUAUCUGAUGAAGAGCUGGCAAUAUUGUUGUCCAAUCUCUAAAAGCCUGUAAUGAUUUUAUCUAAGCCAACACUCUCAGUGCUCGAAGUUUCAGAGGUAAUCAAACCACAUAAUUGUAUGAACAGCAACCUUUUCCGGUUGUACUCAAGUAGCUUUUAUACUCGAUAUAGCUAUUGAGCUCAUGUAAAACUUGCACUAUGACCAUCACAACAUACUAGGUUUCACAGGUGAGCUGGUAAUUCUAAUUUGUUUGUGACUCACCAGUUACUAAUAUGUUCCGUUUUACGAGUAAAUGAAGACAAACCAACACAGCAGUAUUUCGAAAUCAAACACCUAUCUUCCUCUCCCA
Molecule: messenger RNA, 854 nt
Organism: Cucumis sativus (cucumber)
Lineage: Eukaryota; Viridiplantae; Streptophyta; Magnoliopsida; Cucurbitales; Cucurbitaceae
Product: zinc finger SWIM domain-containing protein 7
Exons: 6
Coding region: 105-425 (106 amino acids)
Biological process (GO): double-strand break repair via homologous recombination
Cellular component (GO): Shu complex
Molecular function (GO): zinc ion binding
Source: RefSeq, a predicted model, not a curated record